AUGAAGAUAUUGUCAAAUGUUAGACAUGUUCCUGAGCUGGAGAGGAACUUAAUUUCUCUAGGAAUGCUGGAAGAAGCUGGUUGUUCAUACAAAGCAGAGAAAGGUACUCUAAAAAUCAUAAAAGGAUCGUUGGUAAUCAUGAAUGGAACAAGGGAUCAUGACAUCUAUCUUCUCAAUGGUCCAAUAGUGACAGGAAUGACAGCAAUGACUAUCCAAGCAUCAAGCCAAGCCAACAUGUGGCAUCAAAGGCUGGGAAAUGUAAGUCUAAAAGGAAUGCAAGUUCUAGACAGACAAGGAAUGUUAGGUGGGGAUAAGAUUAGUGAGCUUGAAUUUUGUGAGCACUGUGUGUAUGGAAAUAUGCAUAGGGUCAAGUUCUCUACAGGGAAACAUUUCUCAAAAGGAAUUAUGGAAUAUGUUUACAGCGAUCUAUGGGGCCCUGCAAAGAUUGCUUCACAUUGA
This is a messenger RNA of Cicer arietinum (chickpea), 459 nucleotides long. RefSeq lists its product as uncharacterized. The record is from RefSeq and is a predicted model, not a curated record. NCBI's taxonomy places the organism in Eukaryota, Viridiplantae, Streptophyta, Magnoliopsida, Fabales, Fabaceae.